AUGUUGUGCUGGCAGCCUCUGCCUCACCAGCUUGUCACCUCGGACCGGGACAGAGAGACCUCGGCCAAGCUGGCCAAGCUCCCCUGGAGGACAUUGGCACGGCUGGCUGCAAAAGGCCUGCUCUGCCCCACACAGCUCCUGCCAGCAGACGUGCUAAUCUUCCUUAACCUGACGUCUCAUACGUGGUUUUGGAAUACAAUUCAGAAUGAUUUCAUGAAUGGGAAUGUUGAUUUAGAGGGCUGCAGGAGGCUGCUUGAAAAAAUGCAAAUAAAAUUUGAUGAAGACCAUUUAAAACAUAUUUUCAAGAAAACUAUUGACAAACAGUCAGGAAAUAUUAUUAGCAUGGACGACUUCAGAGCAAUUUAUCGAGCUCUUGUACACAGGCCUGAAUUUGAAGAACUAUUCAAGGCUUACUCGACAGAUGGCAAAAUUCUACCUGACAGCCAGCUCCUUAAAUUUCUUAUAAAAGAACAAUUUCAAACUGAAGCUAAUGAAACAACUGCCUUAGAAAUUAUUAUGAAGUAUGAACCCAUUGAUGAAGUGAGGAAGAAAAGGCAGUUGUCAUUUGAAGGAUUUAUAAGAUACAUGAACUCAGACGAAUGUUCAAUAUUUAAAAGCCAGCACAAGACCGUCUAUCAAGAUAUGAACCAGCCAUUAUGUGACUAUUUUAUUUCAUCUUCUCACAACACCUACUUGAUAGCUGACCAGCUAAUGGGACCCAGUCACUUAUGGGGCUAUACCAGUGCUCUGUUAAAAGGAUGCCGUUGCCUGGAGAUUGACUGCUGGGAUGGCACCAACAAUGAACCUAUUGUGUAUCAUGGUCACACUUUAACAAGCAAAAUUCCAUUUCGCUCUGUAAUUCAUGUGAUUGACAAGUAUGCAUUUAUGUCAUCUGCCUAUCCAGUUAUACUGUCUCUGGAGAACCACUGCAGCCCUAAACAGCAGGAAGUAAUGGCAGACUGCUUGAAAAGUAUUCUAGGUGACAAACUUCUCACUACACCAAUUGGUGGUGCAGUAGAUAUGACUGAACUGCCUUCUCCUGAGGCAUUAAAAUUCAAAGUUCUGAUAAAAAAUAAAAAAGUUGGAACAAUUGAGGAAGGUCUGCUCAGGAUGGAUGCUGAAUAUGGUGGUGAGACAGAGGAACUGAGUGACUCUGAAUCUGAGUCUGAGGAUGACGACGCACAUGACACGUUACCUCUUCAGCCAUCAAGGAGUCCCACCAGAAGAAGAAGAGAUCAUAGACUUUCACCCCCACCUCAAAAAAAACCAAAGGUGAGAAAGGGAAAGAUUGCCCUUGCAUUGUCAGACCUCGUGGUUUAUACCAAAUCUCAGAAGUUUGUGAGCUUUGAGCAUUCCCUGCAGCAUCAGCAGUGUUAUGAAAAUAAUUCAGUUGGAGAGAGUGCAGCACGAAAACUUUUAAGAUCUUCAGCUAAAGAGUUUAUUUCACAUACUACAAGAUUUAUUACAAGAAUUUACCCCAAGGGAACAAGAAUGAGCUCGUCAAAUUAUAAUCCUCAGGAGUUCUGGAAUGUAGGGUGUCAGAUGGUGGCCUUAAACUUCCAAACACCGGGAACACAAAUGGAAUUGCAAGAUGGAAAAUUCCUGGACAAUGGUGGUUGUGGCUAUGUGCUGAAACCUGUAUUCUUGAGGGAUUGCAAUACCACAUUUACACCCCGAAAUGUGGGAGGAUACAGCAAACCAAUGUCUCUGUCAAUAAGGCUGAUCAGUGGCCAUCAGUUACCACCCAGCAGCAUCUCUAGGACCAACAAAGCUGACCCCACAGUGCAGAUAGAAAUCUAUGGUGUACCAGAGGACCAAACAAGAAAGAAAUCUAGUAUUGUAAGAAGCAAUGCUUUGAGCCCUAAAUGGAAUGAAACAUUCUCUUUUAACAUCCAAGUUCCAGAACUGGCAAUGAUACGCUUCUGCGUUCAGGAUGAGAUUUCUCUGUGUAACAACGAAUUCCUUGGCCAGUACACUUUACCUGUGAUGAGCCUGAAUACAGGUUACCGUAACAUUCCAUUGAUAUCCAAAGAAGGCAUCAAGCUGGAACCUGCAUCACUCUUUAUUCAUGUUUCAUAUUAUCGAUGAUAUUCUGCAGAAGAAAUCAUUAAAAUAACAUCUGUGGCUUUGCAACAGCCCCAGUGGCCUGAUUCCCAGAGAGGCACAUUCACAAUGAUUUUGUGAAGCCAGAGGGAAUAUUAUGGAGGGGGUAUCCCAAAUAAGGGCUGCUGUCCUUGGCCCUACUGCUGUUUUUCUGUAGGAGAAGACUGGGUCUGAGAAAACCUAAGGAGCCUUGAGGUGCACAGGUCCAUGGGACGUGAUGAGAAACAUCCACAGGUCCUGAGGAAACUGGCCUGAGCCGCGAUCCCUCACUUGGGAAGUCAGGGCAGGUUGGGGAAGUUCCCACUGAUGGAAAAAGUGGAAACAUAGCCCACAUCUGCUAUCAAAAUCAGCGUUGAGGGAGGUGAUUUUACCCUCCUAGUCUGCUCUCAGGAGGUCCCACUUGGGAAGUUGCAUUUAGCUUUGGGGCCUCCAACACAAGAAAGAGGUUGAUCUUUUGGAGAGAGUCUAGAGGAGGGUCAUGAAAAUGAUCAUAAUUAGCAUCUGUGAACUUAAAGGAACCACUCAUGUUAAUUAUUUAAUAUAUAAAUAUAUAUUUAUAGCUCUAAGUCUAUUCAAUGCAUGUAUUGACUUGAACCCCUUAUGCAGCAUAGGACUGCAAUGUGGGAAGACUGCUGAACAAAUAUCUGUGGCAUCAUGAGCUUAAAUAAAUCCCCCCUGAAAGCUCACACUCAAUAUAAUCUCUUUAUUCAUGAACAUCAGCUUCUCCCUCCUCUCUUCACACAAAUGACCAGUUAUAUCUGCCUCUUGGAUGUCAGAAUAAAAGAAACAAUGAUACAUAUUGUUGACAAAUUAAUGUCCUGGAUUAAAUGUGACAUUGUAUCAAAACUUCUAACAUUCUUUAAAAAACCCAAAGUAUUGAUUGGAUAAGAUUUAAUGUGAAAUUUGCUGGA
Molecule: messenger RNA, 3014 nt
Organism: Poecile atricapillus (Black-capped chickadee)
Lineage: Eukaryota; Metazoa; Chordata; Aves; Passeriformes; Paridae
Product: 1-phosphatidylinositol 4,5-bisphosphate phosphodiesterase zeta-1-like
Exons: 13
Coding region: 1-2088 (695 amino acids)
Biological process (GO): lipid metabolic process; intracellular signal transduction; positive regulation of cytosolic calcium ion concentration involved in egg activation
Cellular component (GO): nucleus
Molecular function (GO): phosphatidylinositol-4,5-bisphosphate phospholipase C activity
Source: RefSeq, a predicted model, not a curated record